Molecule: messenger RNA, 1452 nt
Organism: Zonotrichia albicollis (white-throated sparrow)
Lineage: Eukaryota; Metazoa; Chordata; Aves; Passeriformes; Passerellidae
Source: RefSeq, a predicted model, not a curated record
GAUCCAGGUAGGACCCCAGCACCCUCCCUACCCUCUGUACUGGACCCCUUUGUGCCAGCCCUGUUUGUGCUGCUCCCCAAACCCACCUCAUCCGUGGGCUUUGAGCAUCUGGGAUCUAAAUGUGCUUCCCAGACUGGCUGGAGCCUCUCCCCGGGCACCCCACACCUUUGGGAGAGGCACACAGACCCCUGGGUGUGGAUGUGGGGGGUGCCAGGUGUGGGAUACAGGCCGGAUCCCCAGCCAUGGGUGGGUUGGAACCCCAAAAACCCCCCCUGGGCAGGUUGGGGCCCCCAAAUCUCCCCUGUGGGUGAGCUGACAGCCCCGUUCUCGUGUGCCCUGCAGAUGUGCACCCCCAGCAACACGCCGGCCACGCCGCCCAACUUCCCGGACGCGCUGGCCAUGUUCUCCAAGCUGCGCACCUCGGAGAGCCUGCAGAGCAGCAACAGCCCCAUCACCUCCAUGGCCUGCUCCCCCCCGGGCAGCUUCAGCCCCUUCUGGGCCUCCUCUCCUCCCAGCCACCAGCCCUCGUGGCUGCCCCCGUCGUCGCCCACGGCCCACGGCCUGCACCACCACCUGCACCACGGGCAGCCCUCCUGGCCGCCCACCCCCCCGGCCCCCGCCCCCCCACAGAAAGCCGUGGCCACCAUGGAUGGGCAGAGAUAAGGCUGGGGCUGCCCAAGGGCUGGGGGGGGGCAGGGGCAGGGGCUGGCCGAGAAACGCACUGGAAUCAUUUUCUAGGUUUUAUUAUUAUUUUUAGAGGGGGGGAGCACAUGCUGCCAGGGAGGGCGCUGAGCUGUGAGAGCCUCUGGCUGAUCUCUACUCCCCUCCCCUUUUUUUAAAAAAAAAUAUAUAACUAUAAUAUAUAAAUAUAUCUAAUGUAUAUAGAUCAGAGAGAAGGAGCAGCAGCGUGGAGGCAGCUGCUGGGUGUCUGGGGGUUUUCCCUGUGGCUCUGUCCUCACCCAGCAUAUCUACAUCAGGGCAGGACAGGAAUAACAAAAAUAAAUGGAUGGAGGUGGCUGUUGGUCCCCCAGAUCAGCCACACAGACAUGGAGCCACUGGACACCCUCCCCAGCUCUGGCUCCCUGGGCACUUGUUGCAGUGCCCAGAGCAACAGCAGCUCUCUGGCUCCCCAAAUUCAGCCCAGCUUCUUGCACAGACCCCCCCUGGACGUGCCCCCAACCCCAUCCUCCCUCCCUUGGCACCCCCAGGGCCUGGGGGUUUAUCAGAGUGAUGUCCCCCUGUCCCUGUGACCGCCCUAUGUGGUGCUUCCCCAGGCAGGGGGGAGCUGGGGGUUUUUUAGUUUUCAAAUCAAUGUUGCUUAAAAAAAAACAGACAGAAAACCAAAAAAAAAAAAAAAAGAUAAAAAAGAUCCAGCAAAAAAAACAGGUUGAAGGUUUUUUAUUAAUUUAAAAAAUAAUAAAAACUUAAAAAAAAAAAAUCACUUUUUUAACA